CGGGCUCGGACGGCCGCCGCCCGAGGCGCGGGGAGCGGAGCGAGGCUCUGCCGGCCUCACCUGCCGCACGUCCAUGGCACGCAGGUGAGCCCUCUGCUGAGGGAACGAACACACUGUGCUCCCAGGUCAGGGAAACAUGUCCCGUCGGAAACAGACCACUCCUAACAAAGUUCACUGUCUGUGGAAUGGAGAGCUGACUGCUGCGGCCGUAGCAACUGCCUCACUUUGCUGAUGCUGCUGGCUUGCCUGUCUCUAUGUGUUUCCCUGUGCUGCCUUUUUGUAUGGAUCCGGCAACAGAAAUCUAUGCAUGCUGUUCUCUGUGUUAGAGGAAAAUACAUCCUGACAUAACCUAAUGCUCUGCACCCUUUGUGAGUGUACUGCCUGCUGUGUAUCUGGAGGGCCCAGAAUUGCCAUGCAGUGCACUGGUGAAUGACGAGGAAAAUCGGAGAGAGCAUCAUCUCCAAGAUCUGGGUGAGCCAGCAGAAUGAGGAAUCAGGCUGAGACAUAGCAGGCACGUUACUGAAACUUCUUGGGACUGAAAUUGUUGGGAGGAGAGGAAUAAAAGGGACAGCAGGUACGUCUGCAAUUGGGAUCAGAUCUGCAGGCUGUGGGGCUUGGGAAGUGCUUUAUGGAUUUGCAUAAAUGCCGCUGUGAUUAUCUAACAGGACAAAUUCAUGAGAGGAUGAUGCCUACUUCUUCCUUGCUUGCUGCUCUAUGUUAUCUUCCUUCUCAGAUUCACUUUUGCAAGCAACAGCUGCAUUCUCCUGUCCCUGGCUUGUUCAGUGCUGCCUCUUUCCAGAGUUACUUUCCAGGCUCAGCAUGGCCCCCGUUUAACCUUGCUCUCACAACAGCAGUUGCUGUCUCCACUUAGCACAGUAGUACUUUGGCAUGCAGAAUUGUGCAGUUACAAGUCAGACCACUUGAAACAGAAUUUGAUGUGUAAGAAAACUCAUAAUUCUACCGAAACAACAGUAAAAAAUACUGUUAUCAUAAGCAUGUCAUUGUGUGUGAUUGCCAGUCCACUUAUAGUUUCCACUGUAGUCAUUUCCAUGUGGCAGAGUGCAGCACAUAAUUGGCUUUUAAUAACUGAUUUUUGUAUUGUCAUGUGCUGCAAAAAAAAUGCUUUCAUCUGACAGUAUGGUAAGAAAUAUAUUUGUAAUACUGAAGUAUGCUUAUUGCAUUGCCCAUUCCUCACUGAAUUGAAAAAUGCCACACAGUUGUAUUGUUCCUGUGGAAGUAUCUUCAUUCAUUUGGUCUUUAUUGUCUUCCAGACUCUAAAGUAUAAAAGUAUCUUCUCUCUAAGCAGUUAUUCUUCUGAUCUUGCUUCAAGCCUGUCCUUUGCUGCAAUGUCACUCAUCAGCUGUAGGUCAUUCCACUGUUCUUGAGCUUGCCAGGAAUUCUGCUGCAGGUAUUAGAGUUUGCUUUUGUUUCCUCUCUCCGCUAUCCCAUGAGCUGCUUUUCUUUCUACGGCUUCUACCUUUUGCAAGUGAUGCUUAGACCUCUUGAGAACAGUAUUUGUUAAUCAAAUUAAUAACCACUUCCUAGCUCUAUUCUGUGUUGUCCCGGUAUCCCAUUAAUCCUUGGUUUCCCUCCUUUUCCCUCUGAUAUAUAUAUGUACACACACACACACACACACUUUCUCUCUCUCUCUCUCUCUCUGUGCUCUUCAGCAUUUCUUGAAUUCUGCUGCUUGUAAUACUCCCAGUUUGAAAAGAAAGUAUCUUUCAAGAAUAGCAGCCAGCAAUCAAACUGAGCAAAAAUUGUUAUUUGCAUCAAAAUCCUCGAUUCUUAAAGGGCUCCGUGGGCUGCGGUUAUUAACACUUUCAAUUGUUGUUUUUCAUUUCAGUAACCGCUACAGCAGUGUGGACAACCCAGAAUAGCGAUGGGGCAGGUGGAUUAGAUCCACAGUGGUGGACAGACUUGCAAAUUUCAGGUCCAGGAAAGGAACACAGAGAAGACCUACAUGAACAGGGAUGUUAAAUUGAUGUACAAGGAGGGAGUAAAGUGGCUCAUCUCUGAGAGACUUUUCUGUUUAGGAAGGAAGACAGGGGAAUUAUGCAGUUUAUUCUGAUUUUUGUUUUGUGGAUUUUGGAGUGAGGUUGUUUGUUUAUGUGUUUAUUUUCCAGAACACCUGAGAGUUAUCCUGCAUUCAUACAGUUCAAGAAGGGAAGGGCUAAGGAAAAUAAUCAUUUCUGGCUGCCAAGCUGAUACACCAUCAGAUCGUAGCACUCAUAACUGCCCCUGUUGCACAGUACCACAGGGCUGGCCCCUACCUCCACAGCUGCUCUCCUGGCAUCCCACUCAUUUGCAAGAUUAUGGAGAGGAGAACUGGAAAGCAAAACAGAGGCAGUUGUUUGACACUCGCUGUUCUACAUCUCUAGCUGCUUGUGAAACAAAUACAGUGACUUGUUUUGGUGUUGUGGUCAGCCUACAGCCCUUUCUGUAUUUAAUAAAGAAACUUCUGGAGAAGAGUCUGCGAAUUCAAUAUUGAGCAUAAUGUCCUUUCUGACAGUGGUGAUCCUAAAGCUGUUGCCUGUCUUACUCCCUUUCCACAGAAAUGCAAAUGUAUUCAAAAUGGGGUGGAGGUGGGGGUGUGUUUGUACGUGAGCAUGUGUGUAGACAAUAAGAACAUAACCCUGUACCUAUCAAACAUUAAGAUUCCAAAGCUUUAGUGAUGUAGGACCUAGUCUGUCAGUAGAUGAACUGAGCACUCUUUUCCAAGUUCUUUCAGAAACGCUAUUAGUAGAAUAAGAAAUUUGGUAUAAGCAAAAUACAGAGCUUUUGAAAGUUUUUUCCACUCCCGUGAUUCCUUUUGGAUACAAGCUAGUGGUUUGGUUAACGGUUUGCAUUUCUGGCUGUAAGCUGAUGGAUGGUUCUCCACACUGCUCUAAAUCAGUGCUCAUGUGGUUGUGUGUAUGUUACAAUGAAAGGCUUCUGGCAGACGUGAUUGCUCUGCUGGUUGUUGUGAUUGGUGUUAGAAGUAGAAUCACUCAAUCUCAGAAUGAUUUGGGUUGGAAAGGACCUCAGUGAUGAUCAAGUUCCAACCCCUGCUGCAGGCUGGGCUGCCAGCUGUUAGAUAAGCGUGAGGUCAGGUUGCCCAGGGCCCCAUCCAGCCUGGCCUUGAGCUCCUCCAGGGACGGGGCAUCCACAGCCCCUCUGGACAACUUUGGAAGCCUCUGAAGGGCUUUACAGUCUUCCAAAAAUUAAAGCAAUGUUGGGAAUUUUGAGCUGAGCACAAGAAAGGCAGUAUGUGUAUAAAUAUGGGGCAAAGCUGGCUGAAGCAGUUCAGCAUGUGAGAUGCACCUGUCCCUGUAGCAGGACUGGUGCUGUCUCCAUGGGUUAUGAGUGCAGUUCCCUGUAUUGAUGCCAGUUGUGGCCCUAUCCUAGAAGGGGCAAUGCUUCUUUGAGAGCUGCACUCUGACCUUCUUUGCACUGCAUCUUAAAUUGUAUUUCUGCAUUUACGCUUUGAGUAGUUCCUGUGAACUUAGAAAUGUUGAUCCACAAGCUAUAGCUGUUUGGGAACUAGCACCUUGCCCCAAGUGCUCGUAACUCAUCUACUGCUAAAAGCAGGUCUUCGCUACCUGUAGAACAAAGUUGUUUGUUUGUUUUAAUGUGAAAAUUGGUGGUUGACUUCUAUAGUUAUUCCCUGGAACUGGAAGCCUUGCAGAGACUGUUGUAGGAAGUUUUCUUUCAGAGGAACUCAGAUAAUUGCCUUCUAAUAGGUUUUUUGUUGUCUGUUCUCAUGUUGAGUCGAGAUACAAAUAGUUACAAAGAGAAAAACAGACUGUAUGUAGAAUUUAGUUUAACCUAAUGUGGGAAUCGUGCAAGCACUGACGUCUGUGCCUUUCCAGACCCUAAUGUGAUUGGUUGACCCUGAUGCAAUUAGUAUGAAUAUCCUGUCGCAGUACUGUUGUGCUGCUUGUAAUAGCUUCUGAAUGAUUUACAAGAGCCAUGUAGCAACACGUCCAAUUUGGGAUACAGUCAUCACCCCUGCAUGGCUUUUCCUCACCUACAGCUGUUCUAUCACUGUUGGCAGAUUGGUCCUCUGGUAAAAGUGGAAGCCAUGUGAGCACAGGUGGCAGAUGUGGAGCCUUGCAGGUUUUUUACAUGCGACUGGAGUGGUGUAUAAAGGGUGUGCAGAGAGCAGCCUGACACCAUACACAUCCGCUAGCGAGACGUGGGGACUAGACUUGUGUUAGCAGAUACAGGAGGCUGGAGUUACAGGGCAGGGAAGCACAGAGGUUAUUUAAAUGCUUUCAGAGAGGUGACUUCAGAGGGUCUGCACGUUGCAGGUGAGCAACCCCACACUUGUUGCAUUUCUGGCAAGCUUUUGUGAAAUAAUGGAACAGCACCAAUCUGACUUUUUGUCCUUGUGGCUGCCAGGGGAGCAAGUCUUUGCAGGGCUGGAGGAGCAAGCCCGCCAAGCCAUGAUGAAAAACAGCUUUCCUGGAGCUCUUGGGGACCAAAGGCCGGCUAUUCAUCCACUGCAAGACCGUGAUUUCAGCAGCAGUGGCAGUGAUGAUGAGGAAACCACCCAUGAUGAAGUUUCUUCCCAUACUUCAGAGGAGGAUGGCUCAAUGCUAAAGGUGAAGAAAGAACUGGAGAAUGGAGACCAACCUGCAGCUGGAACCCUGCUGAUGAGAGAAAAUGAGGUUCCUGAGAGCUUGAAUGCUGACUCCAUUCUGGGACUGUCAAAGUGUCCCCUCUGCCAGCUGGAGUAUGAAAGCAGAGAGCAGCUCAUUGCUCAUGUAUACCAGCAUUCCGCAGCUGUGGUGAGCGCCAAGAGCUAUAUGUGUCCUGUGUGUGGAAGAGCCCUCAGCUCACCAGGUUCCCUUGGGCGACACCUCCUGAUCCACUCAGAGGACCAGCUGUCAAACUGUGCAGUGUGUGGAGCACGCUUCACCAGCCACGCCACAUUCAACAGCGAGAAGCUGACAGAGGUGCUCAGUGCAGAUCGCCUGCCUGUGCCACAGAGCGAGGGCCCUUCCAGUGUCAGAGGGAAGGACAUUACCUUUCACAGCCCUGUGUAUCCUGCAGGCAUCCUCCUAGUGUGCAACAACUGUGCUGCUUAUCGUAAGCUGCUGGAGGCACAGACACCUGGCAUGCGAAAGUGGGCGCUUCGUCGGCAGAACGAGCCCUUGGAAGUGCGUCUGCAGCGCCUGGAGCGGGAGCGCACCGCCAAGAAGAGCCGGCGGGACAACGAGACCCCCGAGGAGCGGGAAGUGAGACGCAUGCGGGAUCGAGAGGCAAAGCGCCUGCAGCGCAUGCAGGAGACGGAUGAACAGCGGGCGCGGCGGCUGCAGCGAGACCGAGAAGCCAUGCGACUGAAACGUGCCAACGAAACUCCAGAGAAGCGACAGGCCCGGCUCAUCCGGGAGCGUGAGGCCAAGAGGUUGAAGCGGCGCCUGGAGAAAAUGGACAUGAUGCUGCGGGCGCAGUUUGGCCAGGACCCCUCUGCAAUGGCAGCUUUGGCAGCUGAAAUGAACUUUUUCCAGCUGCCAGUGGGCAAUGUGGAGCUGGAGAGCCAACUGCUGAGCAAAAUGACUUUUGAGGAGCAGAGCAACAGUACUCUGCAUUGAGCUGCAGGCAGAGACUGCCAUCUCUGCUGUGUCUGUCACAGGCAAACCAACAGGCUUCUGUGUUCAGGGGGCUGCUGUAGCUCCCCAGACGUCACUCCUGCAUGGGUAGUUCUGGCUUCCUCCUGAAACAGGAGGAGAAUGGAGCUGAUUGAUGUCUGUCUGGGGCUACGGUCUGAGGGUCAGCUACCGCAUUCGGACAGUGGGAAAAUAAAUUAAUGUUUCAUGUUUA
Centrocercus urophasianus (Greater sage-grouse) is the source of this 5808-nucleotide messenger RNA. It is a transcript of the gene ZNF821, whose product is annotated as zinc finger protein 821. NCBI's taxonomy places the organism in Eukaryota, Metazoa, Chordata, Aves, Galliformes, Phasianidae. The record is from RefSeq and is a predicted model, not a curated record. The transcript is spliced from 8 exons. The coding region runs from base 4341 to 5579 and encodes 412 amino acids. Gene Ontology annotation, cellular component: nucleus. Gene Ontology annotation, molecular function: DNA-binding transcription factor activity, RNA polymerase II-specific; RNA polymerase II cis-regulatory region sequence-specific DNA binding. Gene Ontology annotation, biological process: regulation of transcription by RNA polymerase II.